Messenger RNA from Lytechinus variegatus (green sea urchin), 1683 nucleotides. Its product is annotated as DNA polymerase delta subunit 4-like. Gene Ontology annotation, molecular function: DNA-directed DNA polymerase activity. Gene Ontology annotation, biological process: DNA synthesis involved in DNA repair; DNA-templated DNA replication. The record is from RefSeq and is a predicted model, not a curated record. The transcript has 4 exons. Gene Ontology annotation, cellular component: delta DNA polymerase complex. The coding region runs from base 134 to 514 and encodes 126 amino acids. Lineage: Eukaryota; Metazoa; Echinodermata; Echinoidea; Temnopleuroida; Toxopneustidae.
CAUGUUAUGACAUGUUGUUGUCAUCAGCUGAUACUAGCCAGUGCAUGCAGUGCCAGCCCAUUUCUAAAGUUUGUAGCACAUGAAAACAUCGACGAUUUCGAUCUGAAGGCAGAAAGUUAACCUCUAGCAAAAAAUGUCGAGCAAGGCAGUAUCACAACAGCUAAUCACUGAUCAAUUCAGUCAGCAAAAAUCAGGACGCAUUCUUGAGAAGUCAAAGGGGAAAGGCAAGCAAAAUGUAGCUGUUCGAAGCCCCGCUGCAAGCCCGAGGAAAUCAGGGAGAACCAUCGAAGUUGAGAGUGCUGAAGAUCUUAUCAGAAAGAAACAUCUUAACACACUCCGGGAAUUUGAUCUGGAUUGGAGAUAUGGACCUUGUACGGGAAUCACUCGUUUGGAGAGAUGGGAAAGAGCCGAAAGCCAUGGUCACAAUCCUUCACCUCAUGUCAAAGAUCUCAUUUUAGAAUAUGAGGAUGAUGAUGAGUUUGUCCAAAACAUCUGGUCUGGAUACCCUCUAUGAAUUGUGUUCAUCUACCCGGAUAUUGUAACUGGCUGACAUACAUGUAAACUAUGUGACUGUGCCAAGGAUUGCAAAAAACUCUUUUGUGUUGCCAUGUACAUUCCAACAAAAACAAAAAUAAAAUGAACUCCAAUCUGAGCACAAUGUUAGGACUCAUCUUACUAACAUAUCAUUCUCAGAUUCAGAUAUGCAUUUGUUGUUCCUUCCUAUCUCUCUGUCUUUCUCACUUUCUGUCUCUCUUAAGUGAAAUUUGUCAUUACAAGUAAUGCAGAUUUUGACAUUUUGCCCAGAAUCAUGUGACAUGAGAUGGAAUUUGAGAGCUAUUUCCAGUUAUAAAUCUGGAGUUUUAAUGGCAUUGGAGGUGUUAUUGUUAGUUCAAAUUCAUAUAACUCUUGGAAGAGUGGCAAAAUAUGAAAAUAAAACUAGUGAUAUCAUAAGUUUUGAAAUGAAUUUGGAUACAAAUUAAAAUGUUAGGGUUUGUUUAAGCUGCCAUUGGUGGGAUCUUCAGAUGGGCAAAUCUAAUCAGAUGUACAUAUACUAAUAUUGUCUAACAAAUUAUAUUGUUUUCUUCUAAGGAAUUACUUUUUUAAUAUUGAAGAAAAGUAAGACCUAAUCAUGAUUUUAGUUAUAGCCUCAGUCGAUGUGGAUUGCUGAAAUUAAAAUAUAAACAUUUCAGAAAUUGGUGCUAUUUUGCCAGGCCUGUUUUUAACAUAGAUGAGAUGGUCACUAUCAGUAAACCGAUUCACCUAGUUGUGCAUCACUUUAACUGGUAGUUACACAUUUUCUUAUGUUAAUCUUUCAGUUUACUCUCUUAUUUGUUUUGAUAUGUUUUUAACAUUUCGCUUAACAUUGCCAUAUGAAUGUUGGAUGGCCUUUUAAUUGAACAUAUAAAAGUGUGAUAUAUAUAUUUGUAAUUAUGUAUUUGCAUUCAGAGAGCAUUUUUUUAAAGUCAUGUUACACAUUGCCUUUUUCAUUGGCAUGAUUUUAUUGUUGUAUUAUGAAAGUUUGAUAUUCAUAGAAAGAUAUUCAAAGAAAUGUGUACAUGUUUGUUGUACAUGUAGCAUUGCGGUUUUUUUAAUUUUUUUUAGUAAUGUGAACGGAUCAAUGCCAACUGUUGGCAGUUCUGUAUUGAAUAACAAGCCACUUGUAAUUCUAAGCUUUUCCUGAAA